AUGUCACCCAGUAAUGCAAAAUGGACAACCUUUAUACCAAAGGAAAGAGAAAGUUUCAAAGUUUUUUUAAUACCUUACAAGAGUUCAAUAUGGUUUCCGGCUGCUGCACGAUCUGCGGAACCGUAUCACUGCUGCCGUGCACUCAAUAACACCAGAUACGCUUUCUCGCGUGUGGGACGAGUUUGGCUACCGUGUAGAUGUUUGCAUUGCAGCAGCCGGAGGCCACAUUGGACACUUGUAAGCGUACAGGAUGCUGACAGUGUGCAGAUAAAAGCAAUGUCUGCUUUUGGUGGGCGAGACUUCAAUGCAAUGACUAUCAAUAUUCUAAGGCAUUCAUUGACCGGUGAAGCAGCUCAACAGUUCUCUAUAACUACGGGAAAAAUGAGAAAUUUUCCUGCGAAAAAUACAUUUUCAGGGACAAAAAUAUGUUGUUCAAUCUUCGCAAGGAGUAACGACAGAAGAGACACCAGCUUCAGGGACAUCUCAAAAUUUGUCUAACGUUUAAUUUUACUAUCUAAUAAAAAUGAAAUUGUAACGUUUACAAAAGUUGCAAUAUUAUUUACUCACGAAAACAAUACAUUUGAAUUUUCCAAUUCUUGUUCUUCCAAAUAUUCACCUUUGUACUAGGAAUGUAUUAUGAAAUCGAUUAUUUUUU
Molecule: messenger RNA, 655 nt
Organism: Nilaparvata lugens (brown planthopper)
Lineage: Eukaryota; Metazoa; Arthropoda; Insecta; Hemiptera; Delphacidae
Exons: 4
Coding region: 1-498 (165 amino acids)
Source: RefSeq, a predicted model, not a curated record